This is a messenger RNA of Aureobasidium pullulans EXF-150, 2010 nucleotides long. RefSeq names its product CoA-dependent acyltransferase. The coding region runs from base 1 to 2010 and encodes 669 amino acids. Gene Ontology annotation, biological process: secondary metabolite biosynthetic process; amino acid activation for nonribosomal peptide biosynthetic process. The transcript has a single exon. The record is from RefSeq and is a predicted model, not a curated record. Gene Ontology annotation, cellular component: cytoplasm. NCBI's taxonomy places the organism in Eukaryota, Fungi, Ascomycota, Dothideomycetes, Dothideales, Saccotheciaceae. Gene Ontology annotation, molecular function: catalytic activity; phosphopantetheine binding.
AUGACCCAAUUGAAGUCAUCAACCCUUGAAGCAAGUUAUCCUACUGCGGUCACAGAGAUUGCCAAAGCUUGCCACAUUCUUGAUGCACAAGUUGAGGAUGCCUAUCCUUGCACACCUCAGCAGAUCCAGCAGAUCUCCGAAGACCGUUGCGAAGUCUUCCAUCUCAUUCUUUCGUUUGGUCCGAAUGGCGAUCUAGAAAGAUGGAUCCGAUCUGUUCAGAAAGUGGUUUCCAUGAACUCCAUACUUCGGACCCGUAUCGUCUGUCACCAGUCCAAAUUUCUGCAGAUCGUCACGACUGAAGAACAUACUACCGAGUAUCUGACUGGUGACGUCGAGCAACUCCUGAACGACGAAAAGGCCUUUGAGAUGAAUCUUGGUACGCCACUUUUCCGGACAGCAGUAAUUGGAAGGCGCUUCGUAGCCACAAUUCAUCAUGCCGUCAUGGAUUACUGGUCAUUGAAUUCCUUCCUGAGAGGUGAUGCGGCAAUGCUAUAUCUCGGUCAGGAGCCAAUUCAUCGUGCUGCCUUCAGAGACUUUGUAAGUCUCUGCGCAGGUAUCGAUCGGGCCAAAGCAGAUUCCUUCUGGGCUGCUCGUUUUAGAGGAUCGGUAUCGAUAUACCCUCCAAUGCCAGCGAGUGCGAUUGCUCGUCCAAGUGAGAAGUUGGAAAAGACUAUCACGCUGAACCUCAUGUCCAGGGGCAUAGCGGAGAGUCACAUCGCUUGGUACGCAGAAGCAGCAUGGGCUCUGACGAUAGCAACUUAUGCCGACAACGAGUCUAUUGCGUAUGGAAUUGUCAUGUCUGGUCGUUCGUCAAUGCUUGGUGACGCUGGGAAUACACUGGGUCCAACAACGGUCGAACUGCCAGUACUAAUCACCGUCCAGCCCAGCAUGACUGUCGAUGCUCUCGUCAAGGGUCGUGCGACGGCACUGCGAGAGCUGAAAUCAAAUCCGCUGUUCUUACAGUACAGUCUGGAAAAUAUAGCCGCCACAAACAACACAGCACGAAUCGCCUCAAAGUUCCAAAGCCUCUUCAACAUUGUUCCGCCCCAACCGAUCUCUCUACCUACCACAGAGGAGGAAUCGAAGUCGGUUUUCCUCGAGCGUGUCAUCAAGCGAUCCCACGGUGGCUUCGCUUUGACUUUCCUCUGCCGUCUCGUAGACGAGAGUAUCAUACUUGAAGCUUUGUAUGAUCCAGCCGUACUCGAUCGUGAUCACGUCGAUCGCAUUCUCAAUCAGUUCGAGCACGAUCUCAGAACUUUGAUUGAAGUUCCUGCAGAUACCAGGCUUGGUGAUUUGCAACGUCUGAGUCCUCAAGAUCGUGAUGAUCUCAUACGAUGGCAUACUUUAUCGCACGAGACCGACAAUUCCCGCUUUCAUGCCUUGAGGGGUUUUGACGUCUGCCCUAGUAAUCAGACAUGGAUCGUGGAUCCCAAAAACAUCGAUCAGCUCGUGCCGGUAGGAAGUAUUGGAGAACUUCUGGUUGAGAUGACACCACCGACAAGGGACCUCUCCACUCAAGCCUCUCAUCUCAGUCCGAGGUGGCUCGAGAACUUCCGACCAUCAGGAACAACCCUGAGAAGGACAGGUGAGCUGGGAAAGUACAGCCAAGAUGGUUCUCUCGUCUAUAUCGGUAAGAGGGAGAACCGGAUCAAGUUGGGUAGUCGAAUCGUCCAGCUUGAGGCUAUCGAGGAGACAAUACGUAGCUGCAACCAAGUGAAGGACAUCGUGGUGGUCUCAAAGAUCAUCUCAGGACGCACGAGAUUAGUUGCUGUGGUCACUCUGAAGGGUAUCGAGGCCGCGGCGAAAGACCCAUGGCAAUUGCAGCCUCUGCCAGCCGCGCUCAUUUCUACUACAAAUGACUGUCUUCACGUAGUGCGACAAAACGCCGAGAUGUCUCUAGAGCUCAACGAUGUGCCCGUAGUGUGGCACGUAGUUAGCUCGCUACCUCGAAUCAAGGGCAGAGAUAUAGAUAGAGAAGCAGUCCGGUUAUGGCUUAAAGAUGUAAAAUGA